This is a messenger RNA of Gossypium arboreum, 2215 nucleotides long. RefSeq names its product protoporphyrinogen oxidase, mitochondrial. Gene Ontology annotation, cellular component: mitochondrial inner membrane. Gene Ontology annotation, molecular function: protoporphyrinogen oxidase activity, oxygen as acceptor. Lineage: Eukaryota; Viridiplantae; Streptophyta; Magnoliopsida; Malvales; Malvaceae. Gene Ontology annotation, biological process: heme biosynthetic process. The record is from RefSeq and is a predicted model, not a curated record. Bases 139 to 1710 code for a protein of 523 amino acids. The transcript is spliced from 19 exons.
AAUAGCAGAAUUUGAUGCGAGUGUUUAUAAGAAACGGGCUGGUAGAUAGCUUUUAACAUCCUUUUCGAAGAAUGUUAAUGCUGAGCCCAAAACACAAGGAGAUUACCGGACCCAAAGAGGGCCGAAACCUGAACAAGAAUGUUAAAUAUCGCCCCAUUUUGCGUGCUAGCAUCGGGAAUCUCGAAACCCGGAACGAAAAUGGCGUCAACUGAAAACAAAGAUGACCACUCUUCUGCUAAAAGAGUAGCUGUCAUUGGCGCUGGUGUUAGUGGACUCGCGGCAGCUUACAAGUUGAAAUCACAAGGUUUACAUGUUACGGUAUUUGAAUCUGAAGGAAGAGCUGGAGGGAAGUUAAGAAGUGUUUCGAGGGAUGGUUUGAUAUGGGAUGAAGGAGCAAAUACAAUGACUGAAACUGAGAUUGAAGUGAGAAGUUUGUUUGAUGAUCUUGGUAUUCAAGAUAAGCAACAAGUUCCAAUUGCACAGAACAAGCGGUAUAUCAUGAGAAAUGGCGUGCCUGUAUUGAUCCCCUCAAAUCCUCUCUCAUUAUUCACAAGCAGCAUUCUUUCAGCAAAAUCGAAGUUUCAGAUUAUUUUGGAGCCUUUUCUGUGGAGAAACAGUGAAGCCUCAAAAGUAUCUGAUGCUUAUAAUCAGGAAAGUGUGGGAGGAUUUUUUCAGCGCCAUUUUGGGCAGGAGGUUGUGGAUUACCUUGUUGAUCCCUUUGUUGCUGGCACAAGUGCUGGAGAUCCUGAAUCUCUAUCUAUGUGCCAUUCCUUUCCGGAGCUAUGGGAUCUUGAGCAAAGGUUUGGCUCUAUCAUUGUUGGAGCAGUUAAAUCUAAAUUCUCUGCCAAAAGGACAAAUCGUGAAGAAACAAAAAAUUCAGUGAAAAGAAAGGCUCUACGUUGCUCAUUUUCCUUUCAGGGUGGAAUGCAGACACUUGCUGAUAUGUUGUGCAAAGAUCUUUCCAAAGAUGAGCUUAAACUGAAAUCAAAGGUUUUGUCAUUAUCUUACAGUCAUGAGGGGAAGUCUACAUCUGAGAACUGGUCUCUCUCUUAUGCUUCUGAUCGAGACAAGUGCUCACAAGGCUCAUCAUUUGAUGCUGUAAUAAUGACGGCUCCGGUGUGCAAUGUUAAAGAAAUGAAAAUUACUAAAGGAGGAAAUGUCUUUCCACUGAACUUCAUCCCUGAGGUGAGUUAUAUGCCACUAUCUGUCAUAAUUACCGCUUUUAAGAAGGAGAAUGUCAAGAAACCCCUAGAAGGAUUUGGAGUUCUUAUACCUUCAAAGGAGCAGCAAAAUGGUUUAAAAACUCUCGGUACACUUUUUUCAUCUGUGAUGUUUCCUGAUCGUGCACCUAAUAAUUUGUAUCUCUAUACAACCUUUGUUGGAGGAAACCGAAAUAAGGAGCUGGCAAAAGCCUCAACAGAUGAAUUGAAGCAUAUUGUUACUUCCGACCUUCAGCAGUUGUUGGGAGUGGAGGGAGAACCCACAUUCUUCAAUCAUUUCUAUUGGAGCAAGGCAUUUCCCUUAUAUGGCCGUAACUAUGCUUCAGUCUUGGAAGCCAUUGAAAAGAUGGAGAGAGAUCUCCCUGGAUUCUUCUAUGCAGGUAACCACAAAGGGGGAUUAUCGGUGGGCAAAUCGAUUGCUUCUGGUUGCAAAGCAGCGGAUAAUGUAAUUACAUAUUUGGAAUCUUCACAUGACAAGCUGCUGAAAUGAUGGAUUACCAUCGAAAUAGGUGUCUAAUAUCAUUUUUUAAGUGGAAAAAAGAGAGGCUAGAAGCCAACAAGAUACAAAGACAAAAACUCUAAUUCCCCGCAUGGGUUGAAACAUCACCUUGCAGCACCCUAUCCACUUGGACCUUAGGAAACUUCAUCAAUAGACUAUUGAGCAGCCAUGGUAGUAAGCCAAGAUAGGGUUUUGGAUCUGGUAUUCUCAUUGAACUUGCUUGGCCAUCAGCUAAGAGUUUGUGUGAACAUGCAGCUUAUACACACUCAAUUUUUGUGCAAGUUCCAGUCCAGUUAUAAGCGCGGAGAAAGCAAAGGAUAAACCAUACAACCACUCGUUGCCCUUGGAAUCGACCAACAUCAGAUGUAUUGAGCUGCAGUGGUACUGAUUGUUAAGGAGAGCUGUGAAUGUUAGAGGUGUAUUUUGAUUUUGUUGAGAUGUUUUGCCAUGUUAUUGUGUGUUUGCAAAAUCUGAAGAAUGCUGUUUUGAUAUAAAA